Molecule: messenger RNA, 1211 nt
Organism: Tripterygium wilfordii
Lineage: Eukaryota; Viridiplantae; Streptophyta; Magnoliopsida; Celastrales; Celastraceae
Product: protein LIKE COV 3
Exons: 6
Coding region: 70-876 (268 amino acids)
Cellular component (GO): Golgi apparatus
Source: RefSeq, a predicted model, not a curated record
UUUCAUCACAGCAUAAGUUCGUUAUUCGCGGCAGCUCGCAACGCGAAAGAGAGCGAGAAGGAGAGAGAAAUGGGGACAACGAGAGAGAGGGAGAGAGAUCUCGAGUGCUUGAUUCCGAUUGCAGGACUAGAAAUCUCUGCCAAUGAAGCGAGCAAUGCCUCCUCUGGCUCGGUUUUACCACAGGCUUCGUCUUCUCAUCACAGCACUGGCAAAGAGGCAUUCUCGAAAGUCAUUCGUAGCUGGGCCUCAAAAAAGUUUAUGACAGGAUGUGUCAUUUUACUUCCUUUAGCCAUCACGUUCUACAUUACUUGGUGGUUUAUUCAUUUCGUGGAUGGGAUUUUCUCUCCUAUCUACACUCACCUGGGGGUCAAUACAUUUGGCCUUGGAUUUGUAACCUCCAUCACUUUCAUCUUCUUGAUUGGAGUCUUCAUGUCUUCAUGGUUGGGAGCUUCUGUUCUUAGCCUGGGAGAAUGGUUUAUUAAGAAAAUGCCCCUCGUUAGCUAUAUUUACUCUGCUUCUAAACAGAUUAGUGCAGCAAUAUCACCAGACCAAAGUUCCCGAGCCUUCAAGGAAGUGGCCAUCAUAAGGCAUCCUCGUAUUGGAGAAUAUGCAUUAGGUUUCAUCACAUCUACUGUUGUUCUCCGUGGAAGUUCUGGUGCAGAGGAAUUAUCUUGUGUAUAUGUUCCCACCAAUCACCUGUAUCUUGGAGACAUGUUCCUUAUCAGCUCAAAGGAUAUUAUGAGACCUAAUCUUUCUGUUCGAGAAGGAAUAGAAAUUGUCAUUUCAGGUGGCAUGUCAAUACCUCAGAUAAUUACUACAUUGGAUGCGCCAGACAUCCUCAGCAGAAGCAGCAAAUUUGCAGUGCCAAAAGUUUAGUUGUUCCUAGAAGACAAAUACCAAUUACAUUUACAUCUAAAAUUUAUGGCAUAGUGCUCAGGCAGUAGUGCUCCAACAACAUAGAAUGGAAAAUUAUUUAACACGUUAUUGAAACUCUUGAAUGACAUGCUGCCUUGCAUGGUUGGUGUUGAGAUCACAGAGGGAGCCGAAUGACAAUGACGGUGGCCCUGUUUGUCUUGUUCCUUCUUAGAUUCAGUAGAUUGUAAGUUGUAAUUAAUGGUUGAUAUAAGUAAGGACGUUGAGAUGACUAUCAGCUGGCUGAGUUAUCUCAUGUUUAGUGUUCCUUUUGAGAAUUUCAUACUUUUUCUGUUGUA